Molecule: messenger RNA, 3208 nt
Organism: Acanthaster planci (crown-of-thorns starfish)
Lineage: Eukaryota; Metazoa; Echinodermata; Asteroidea; Valvatida; Acanthasteridae
Gene: amdhd2
Product: amidohydrolase domain containing 2
Biological process (GO): N-acetylglucosamine catabolic process
Molecular function (GO): N-acetylglucosamine-6-phosphate deacetylase activity
Source: RefSeq, a predicted model, not a curated record
GAUACUAAUCUUGUUUAUUAAAAAGAAUUAGAAAGAAACUUGAAAGCAUAAGCUUCAAGUAUUGAAAUAACAUUUGUCCCACCUCUUGACACCCUGUGUACAUGGUGCACAAACCUUCUAAGUUCGAGACUGGUCAUCACUGGUCAUGUUGUACAUGAUUUGGGAAUCUACUGUUAAUUAGUGAUGCCGUCCACCUUCCAACUAAACUAUGCCUUCCAAAGUGUCUGAUUCCCCAGUCACACAGUUUCGCAACUGUCGCAUUCUGUACAAGCACCAAAUCAUCAAGGAAGACCUAUGGGUACGAGACGGAAAGAUCCUGAAUCCUGAAUCCCUAUUCUUUGUGGAGAAAGGCUACGCUGACUAUCAGCUGAACUGUGAUAACUGCAUAAUAAGUCCUGGCUUCAUCGAUGCUCAAAUAAACGGUGCGUUUGGGAUUGACUUCUCCUCUGAUCCCGAUUCUCUUGCCAUUGGCCUGCAGAGGGUCUCCAAGAAACUCCUUGCCUAUGGCGUCACCUCUUACUGCCCCACAGUUAUCACAUCCAGCCCAGAAACCUACAGGCAGAUUCUUCCCCAGAUAAAAAGAACAAACGGAAGUCAUAAUGGUGCUGGUGUCUUAGGAAUCCAUUUAGAAGGGCCAUUUAUCAGCAAGGACAAGCCCGGGGCUCACCCCAUUGAGUUGAUUAAACACUGCGAACAGCCAUGCAGCUUUGAGGAGUUUCUACAAGUCUACCACUCACUGGACAACGUUGCUAUUGUGACCCUUGCCCCCGAAUCUUGCCAGUCAGCGGAUGUGGUGACGAGGCUGUCAAGAGAAGGAAUAGUCAUUUCACUAGGACACUCUGUGGCCAAUCUACCUCAAGCUGAGGAUGCCGUCAAGCACGGUGCUUCUUUUAUCACACAUCUCUUCAACGCCAUGCUACCUUUUCACCACCGUGACCCCGGCAUUGUUGGACUCCUUACCAGUGAUCAGGUCCCACCAGGUCAGACAAUCUUCUACGGCAUGAUAGCUGACGGCAUCCACACAAACCCUGCAGCUCUCAGGAUAGCGUACAGGGCCCACCCUGAAGGUAUUGUGCUGGUGACAGAUGCCAUAGCGGCUACCGGACUGCCGAGUGGCAUACACCAACUUGGCAGCGUGACCGUGCAAGUUGAUGGGGACCGGGCUUACGUGGCAGGAACACAGACGCUAUGUGGAAGCACCGCCAUGAUGGACAGCUGUGUGCGGCACUUCAAGCAGGCCACAGGUUGCACCACAGUGGAGGCCCUGGAAGCCGCCACCCUCCACCCUGCCCAGCUCCUCAACAUCCAUCACCUCAAGGGCACCCUGGAGUACGGCACCGACGCCGACUUCAUCCUCCUGGACGAGGGGCUGAACGUCAAGCGGACCUACAUAGGAGGCAAGAUGGUGUGGGAUGCUAGCCCCGCUGAGGAAAUGACAAGCAGGCCUUUCUUGUAAAUCACCAGUAAAAUGCGGUUGGCGUUAUUCUUGAGUCGGCCAUCUUGAACCGACAGCAAGGCAAUCCCUGUAUAGAUAUUCUGAAAAUUGAAUAUAUGUUGGAAUGAAGAUUAUGCAAUGGGGCAAAUUAUAGAUUACUGUCCGUGUGUUCCGAUGGGCAAUUCCAAAGUAUAGAUAAAGCAUCAGGUCGUCUUUAUGUUUUUGAAUAAAAGUUAAAAAAAAGCAAAACGGGGCUGUACCUUUAACUGUGGCCAAAUAGGCGUCUUCCUGUUCCGAGUGUUCACUGAACAAAGUGGAUUCAGGGAGUGCAAUCCAAACUGGCCAUGUGAAAAAAAGCCCAUUAAGCAUUAGGGGUAAGAUGCAUAUCAUUGCACCCUAUGGGGGUACAGCUCUUCCCAUAGGUGCCGUAUUACAUCCAACUCUUAUCCAAGACUCUGUGAUUCAUCUUAAUAAAUCACUUGUGAAUUUGAGAUAUACCUUGUGUCUUUAUGCCGACAUUUAAAUUGUGAAGCCUUACAUGUACUUGGAUGCAAAAACAGACACCAUCUACCAUUUUAUAUGCAUUACCAAAAUCCAUCUCGAAAUGAUCAGACAUCCACCUUGAGAAAAUAAACACAAAUCUUCAUUUAUUGAUCACUGAUAAAACUAAGUACAUUUUUUUGGCAUCCAGAUACCUUCAAAAUAACUUGUGGUUUAUUUCAUUUCACAGAGCAUACCAUGGCAUCAUGGCAAACUGCUCGGUGGGGAAUUACUCGUUGGAAAUACCUGUAUGCUUUAUACCUGAGUUUCAAGUUUUUAAUGACAAUCAGGAUUUCUUGUGUACAUGUACCUGUGUUUGCAGCAGGCACCUGGUUCCAAUAAAGCACAUUCCCCGCAAUUGGCCAAUCUGCACGAUUGCCCGUUCUCUCUGCACGAUUGGUUAAUCCAUCUUGAAAAUUCUCAUUUUACUUCCCCGUUUUUGAAAAAAUCUUCCACAGCCAUGACUUAGGAAAAACUAGCUGAUGGUCAGUUUAUUGACAAAUCGCGCAGUAAGAUUAACCAAUCGCAUAAGGAGGGCAGUGAUCACACAGAUCGACCAAUUGUGGCCAACACACCUGCAUGUAAGCAACAGCCCCGUUAAUCAGUUUGUAUCAAUGCACUCAGCAGUUUGUAGAUAGGAAUAUUUCUACAGCAGGAUUUGAACCACAGACAUUUCAACUUCCAUAUCAAGUCUCUUGUUCCUCCUAAGCGUUUCACAAACACUCUGUCUUCCUCCCUUCCGUAAGCUGUAGGCAUCCGUAAUUUAUGCAUCGAUUAAAAUUCCUCUUAGAGAAUCUUCCAAAAUCAAAUACUUCCUCUCUUCAAGAUCCCUCCGUCCAAAAUGUUUGGAACCGCUGGGCAGUUGAAGAAUGAUAAAGAUGUAUUUCCUUACCAUGAGAUAUGCACUAUAUACUGACACAUGCAGUGUAUACCAUAAGAACCACUGGUAUUUUCAUUGAAUUAUAUGUAAAUCCAGUUGCAUUUAUUUCAUGACCAGCUUUGAAGCAUUUUGAUAAGGGUAGUGCGGCACACGUAUCCCCAACCUUCCACGUUCUACUGACACUAAUUGCCUGAGAUAUACACAUAACUGGUUUGUUGGCUUACAGAAUGUAGAGUUGCUAUAUUUCGCAUGGAUUCCAUGUUGCAAAUUUGUGGAAAUUUGCAAUGUCGUUUCUUUGGUGUUUGUGGUUAUUGGCAAAUAAAAAAACUGGAAAGUCCAGAAUCAUAGUUUGA